Zygosaccharomyces rouxii is the source of this 1041-nucleotide messenger RNA. It is a transcript of the gene ERG27, whose product is annotated as 3-keto-steroid reductase. Bases 1 to 1041 code for a protein of 346 amino acids. The transcript is spliced from 2 exons. Gene Ontology annotation, cellular component: endoplasmic reticulum membrane; lipid droplet; mitochondrial outer membrane. Lineage: Eukaryota; Fungi; Ascomycota; Saccharomycetes; Saccharomycetales; Saccharomycetaceae. The record is from RefSeq and is a predicted model, not a curated record. Gene Ontology annotation, biological process: ergosterol biosynthetic process. Gene Ontology annotation, molecular function: 3-beta-hydroxysteroid 3-dehydrogenase (NADP+) activity.
AUGGUGGGUAGAAAAGUUGCCGUUAUAACAGGCACCAAUAGCAAUUUGGGGUUAAAUAUCGCCUAUAGAUUGAUAGAACAAGAGGAUCCUACCAAUAGAUUGACUAUUGUGGUUACAUCAAGAACUUUACCUCGUGCUACGGAGGCCAUCAAUUUGAUUCAAAAGUUCGCUAAGAAAUGUCCAAGGGUAGGAAUUGUAGAUUAUGACUACUUGUUGAUAGAUUUCACUGAUAUGGUAAGUGUACUAGGUGCUUACUAUGAGCUGACAAAGAAGUAUAAGGAAAUUCAUUAUUUUUUUGUUAAUGCAGCCCAAGGUGUCUAUGGUGGUAUUGAUUGGAUUGGUGCCGUCAAGGAAGUAUGUACCAAUCUGAUAAAAUCUGUUACCUAUCCAUCCUACAAGAUCCAGAGAAUUGGUGUAAAAUCUGAUGACGAUUUGGGUCUCGUAUUUCAAGCCAAUGUGUUUGGACCUUACUAUUUGAUUCAAAAGAUUUUACCUCAAUUGACAGCUGGUAAGGCAUCAGUCGUUUGGAUUUCAAGUCUCAUGUCAGAACCCAAGUAUUUCUCUAUCAACGAUAUUCAAUUGCUCAAAUCUGAUGCCUCUUAUGAAGGUUCCAAGAGGUUAGUGGAUCUUUUACACAUGGCUACUUAUAAGGAUAUGAAAAAUCACGGAAUUCAUCAAUAUUUGGUACAACCUGGUAUUUUCAUUAGCAACUCUUUCUCCAUUUAUUUGAAUAUUUUCACAUACUAUGGGAUGCUAGCAUUGUUCUAUUUGGCCAGAUGGCUUGGUUCUGUUUGGCAUAAUGUUGACGGAUAUAAAGCCGCUAAUGCUCCAGUGUAUGCGGCCACCUUGGCAAACCCUAACUUCGAAGAACAGUAUUUGAAAUAUGGGUCUGCAUCUGGUAGAGAUGGUAUGGAAUAUAUCCAGACUCAAGAAGUAGACCCAACGGGUGCUAGCGAUGUACAGGAAUAUUUGUCAAAAUUAAAAUUGGAAUGGGAUGAAAAAUUGAAAGAUCAAAUUACCAAUUCAAGAGAGACGGUGUAA